Molecule: messenger RNA, 2188 nt
Organism: Phyllostomus discolor (pale spear-nosed bat)
Lineage: Eukaryota; Metazoa; Chordata; Mammalia; Chiroptera; Phyllostomidae
Gene: VAMP3
Product: vesicle associated membrane protein 3
Exons: 5
Coding region: 108-422 (104 amino acids)
Biological process (GO): vesicle-mediated transport; vesicle fusion; SNARE complex assembly
Cellular component (GO): SNARE complex; plasma membrane
Molecular function (GO): SNAP receptor activity; syntaxin-1 binding
Source: RefSeq, a predicted model, not a curated record
GUCAUCCGCCCCGCGCCGCCGCCGCCGCCGCUGCCCCACCCAGAUCCCCGGCCUCCGGAUUCGUUCCGCCGCUUCGCCGACACUCGCCCACCGCCGAGGUCGCCAAAAUGUCGGCAGGCGCGCCCGGCGGCUCGAGCGCCGCCUCUGGCAGUAACCGAAGACUCCAGCAGACCCAGAAUCAAGUGGAUGAGGUGGUGGACAUCAUGAGGGUCAACGUGGACAAGGUGCUGGAGAGAGACCAGAAGCUCUCGGAGCUGGACGACCGCGCAGACGCGCUGCAGGCGGGAGCUUCCCAGUUCGAGACGAGCGCCGCCAAGUUGAAGAGGAAAUACUGGUGGAAGAACUGCAAGAUGUGGGCCAUCGGCAUUAGCAUCGUGGUCAUCAUCAUCAUCAUCAUCAUCGUGUUGAGUGUUUCUCCGUGAAGAACCAGUGAAGCUCCAGCCUUCUGUUCCAGAAACCUCUUCAGGACUUUUGACUUAGAACCUGCUUUAUCAUCAGGCUUAUGUACUGUAAUAUCUAAAAUGUUUAUUUUCUGUUAAUGUAAAGUUUGAUUUUUAGAAAACGUGCCUUUAAAAAAAAAUAACUCCCACCUAGAAGUGCACUGAGUCCAGCCCACGUUUUGCACAGUGCCUUUACAGAUUUGCAUGUGGGCUGACGACAAGGACUCCGUAAACCCCCGAGUGUUAGAACCUAGAAGUAACAUUGUCUGAUUAAUUGCCAUUAAUUCCGGCCAGGGGAAUUUUUGCUAAGUGAGCUGCCCUCGUCAUACGACUUUAUCUCAGAACCACAUUUGAGCCCUUUGGGUAAUCAGAUCUUCAGUUUGUGCCUUCCAGAGAAAACACUACUGUCCGACUCGAGUCUGUGACUGUGACAGGCUGUGCCUUACUCCGCUCCCGUCCCGCUUCCCCGUGAGCGCCCCCUGCUGUAUAUGAGCACUACUGACUCUUUUGCUGUAUUUAAAAUAAGAUGCUGGUAAAGAAUUUUUGCUCUUACAUUAGAUACAAAGAUGUUUACUUCCUUGUUACUGUUUUGUAUCAUUUGCUAAAAAUAUUUUAAUCAGAAAUAACCUCUUUAAACAUUUUUAUAGGACUAUGGCUAUGACCAAAGUUUCUAUUUUGCCAAAAAGUUAAAUCCCAGUAAAAUGCCCUUAAGUCUGUUCCUGACCUGACAGCUAAAUCUGAAAAGCGACGGGUGGAACUCAAGGUGCCCUUGAGAAUUAACGUUGCAACAUUAUUUGUGGAGCUUCUGCAUCCUGACAGGCCUCUCUUGCCUGUGAAACACCGUAUGCAGUGCAGCUCCUCUCCCUGGGCAGCAUUUGCCCGGGUUUAGAGAAGGCUCAGGCUAGACUGCCCGGCUCAUGCCUCGAGACAGAUUGCGGGACAAACGCCAGCUGUGGCCUCCAGCAUGUUCCUAAGAAUUACGUGAGCAACAACUUUGUAGUCUUCGAGCAAGGCAGCUGUGUACUGGUCAUUACUUGGCCCAGUCCUCAUGGACUAUAGCUUUUUGGAGUUUGUUUCUAUUUUCAUUCGUAUUCCACUUCCUAAAUCUGUCUUCUAAAUUAUGCUUUCAAUUAGCAUUGGUCGGGGCGGCUGACUUUCCACAGAAACAGCUGACCGGAGACCUUCUCCGACGCACUGGGCUGUUGCACAAGACGCUGCUUUGCAAAUAGCUGUUUCCAUCUGAGAGACUCCUGUGGAGACUUCCGACGUCAGGCUGUGUGGCCUAAGGGCAGGAAUUAGUGAGAACGACACGGGCAAGGGGGCACUGGGGGGGGGGGGGGAACGCAGAGGUUCACCACUCCGUGGCCCAUUGUACUGGAACAGUCUAAAGUUGUUUUUCACGUGCUAGUGUGUGACUUACGAAGCAACAGUGGUUGAGGCACACCAGGACACGGGUUCCGAUUCUUUGGUAUCUGUUCCCCUGUCAGCACUGAAACGACGUAAUGGUGAAAACACGCCCCCCUGGGAGGGGAAAGCAGCUGUCAGUGUCGGGGCGGCAGCCCCACCUUGGCUUGGGGUCUCUGGCGGGGUGUGACGCUGGAACUCUGGUGCUCUCUCCUUGGCCUUGAUGCUCAGUCCCAGGUAACCCACAGCUCCCGCAUUAACCCAGGAAUACCUCGCUUGUAUCUGUGCACCUAGCUGGGAACUUGCCCACUGUAAUGAACUGAAUAAAGCGUUUAUAAACCUCA